UUUCCCUAUGCCAAUGCAAUAUACCGGCUUAUAACUCCUAACUUUCUCUCUCUUCACUCUUUCAGUUUCUCUCUCUAUUUUUUCUUUCACUUUCUAUCUCUUUCUUCUCUAUUCCUCUUCCACUUCUCUUCUCUCCUCUCCCAGGACAACCCAUUCGGAAAUAGAGAGGUUUAGAGAGAGAAAUAUUUAUAUAUAUAAAGUAAUAUAUAGGCAGUGUAGAGAGACAAAGCGCCGGAAAUGCUGGGUGAGCCAGUUCACUUCCGGCGAGGUUAAUAGGGAGAAGAGAGACAACUGAACGGAAAAUGCCAGAACCAGUUUUACCAUUUGAUGAAGAAGAGAGAUUUCUAGAGAUAGAGACGAAGACAGAGACUGAACCAGUGGUGGUUCAAGCUGUGUCUCUCAUCGGUCGGAGCCGAUCACAAGCCACCACACGGAGAGUGACUCCGACAACCACCGUCGCCACCGUUGAGAAAUCACUCCCCAACGGCGAUCUCUACACCGGGAACUUCUCGGGGAACACACCGAACGGAUCGGGGAAGUAUCUGUGGACCGACGGGUGUAUGUACGAGGGGGAGUGGAAGAGAGGAAAGGCCCACGGCAAAGGGAAGUUCUCGUGGCCAUCUGGGGCGACCUACGAGGGCGAGUUCAAGUCGGGUCGGAUGGAGGGAUCCGGUACCUUCAUCGGGUCCGACGGCGACACAUACCGUGGAUCGUGGUCGUCCGACCGGAAGCACGGGUACGGCCAGAAACGAUACGCCAACGGCGACUUCUACGAGGGGUGGUGGCGGCGAAACCUCCAAGACGGCCACGGGCGGUACGCGUGGAAGAACGGGAACGAAUACAUCGGCGAGUGGCGGACUGGGGUAAUCAACGGCAGAGGAACGCUGAUUUGGGCGAACGGGAACCGGUACGACGGCGUUUGGGAGAAUGGGGUUCCAAAGGGCCACGGCGUGUUCACUUGGGUCGACGGUAGCUGCUACGUCGGAAGCUGGAACAAAGACAUCAACAAUGGCGCCAAAUCGAAUCAAUUGCUCACCCAACAAGCCAUUCUCAAUGGAACUUUCUAUCCCAGCAACGCCAACAACAGCAACAGUUCGAGUGGGAAGGAACUGAAAGAACAGAAAAAAGGUUGCAAAUUGAAUCAGAAAUUGUCAAUCCCAUUGAUGGAUGAGAGUUGCGAGUUGUUGGUGGCGACGACCGCGACGGCGACGAAGAAGAGGUCGUCGGUGGACACGUCGAGAGGGAGCUGGACGGAGAGGAAUUUUCCGAGGAUUUGUAUUUGGGAAUCCGAUGGUGAAGCUGGUGAUAUCACUUGCGAUAUAAUCGAUAAUGUGGAGGCUUCGAUGCUUUACAGAGAUGGUUCUGGGUCGGAUCGUGAUGGGGUUAAGCAGUUUCGAAAGGGUCCAUGUUGUUUCACUGGGGAAGUGAAGAAACCGGGACAGACUAUAUCGAAAGGGCAUAAGAAUUACGAUUUGAUGCUGAAUCUCCAACUGGGUAUUAGGUAUUCAGUUGGGAAGCAUGCUUCGAUUGUGCGGGACCUUAAGCCUAGUGAUUUCGAGCCCAAGGAGAAGUUUUGGACUCGGUUUCCACCGGAGGGAUCAAAGAUGACACCGCCCCAUCAAUCGUGGGAGUUCCGGUGGAAAGAUUAUUGUCCCAUGGUGUUUAGACAUUUGAGGGGGCUAUUUCAAGUUGAUCCUGCGGAUUACAUGUUAGCUAUCUGUGGAAAUGAUGCUCUUAGGGAGCUUUCUUCUCCGGGGAAGAGCGGAAGCUUCUUUUACCUGACUCAGGAUGAUAGAUUUAUGAUUAAAACAGUGAAGAAAUCGGAAGUGAAGGUGCUUAUUAAGAUGCUUAUGAGUUACUACCAGCAUGUUCGUCAAUAUGAAAAUUCUCUUGUGACCAAAUUCUUUGGUGUGCAUUGUGUCAAACCAAUUGGUGGACUGAAGACGCGCUUCAUUGUGAUGGGCAACUUGUUCUGCUCAGAGUAUCGAAUCCAUAGGCGGUUUGACCUGAAGGGAUCAUCUCACGGCCGGACCACAGAUAAGCCUGAAGGGGAAAUUGAUGAAACCACUACCCUUAAGGACCUCGAUCUCAACUAUGUGUUUCACCUCCAACCAAAAUGGUUCCAAGAACUCAUAAAACAAAUUGAUCGAGACUGUGAGUUCUUGGAAGCCGAAAAAAUCAUGGAUUAUAGUCUUUUAGUUGGCCUUCACUUCCGUGAUGACAAUACGGUUGACAAAAUGGGGUUGUCGCCAUUUCUUUUGCGUAAUGGCAAAAAAGAGUCAUACCAAAAUGAGAAGUUUAUGCGUGGCUGUCGCUUUCUUGAAGCAGAGCUACAAGAUAUGGAUCGAAUUCUAGCUGGCCAGAAACCACUGAUCAGGUUGGGGGCCAACAUGCCUGCGAGGGCAGAGCAAAUGUGUCGUAGGAGUGACUUCGAUCAAUAUACACCGGGUCGAUUAAGUAGUUUGACCCCUUCACGCAGUGGUGAAAUCUACGAAGUAGUCCUCUAUUUUGGGAUCAUUGAUAUUUUGCAAGACUACGAUAUCAGCAAGAAGCUGGAGCAUGCAUACAAAUCCCUACAAGCCGACCCUACCUCGAUCUCAGCUGUCGACCCUAAGCUAUACUCCAAGAGGUUCCGAGAUUUCAUAGGUAGAAUUUUCAUUGAAGACAGGUAGCAGUGAGGCAAAAAAUGAAAAGAGAAGCCCUCCUCACGUGGCUCCGCGGAGGGUCCGGUUUAAGAUUUUGACUGUGGAAUUGGUUGAAGAGUCGCAAGUUGAAUUCGAAAUUCCACUUCGCGAGGGGAAUUACGGAGCCCUCUCACGGCUGCUGGAGGGUCCGACCAGGGCAUUGCAAAUGAGCACAAUGGUGACGGGUCGGAUUGGCAGCUUUGGGUUAAGAGUGUGUGCGCGCUCAUGGCUGAAUUUUGUGGAUCAGCCAUGGUGUCUAAAGAGUAUAGAGGGUAAGUUAUUUGUACAUUCAAGGUGAGGGAAAUUGGAUUAACAUAUAUAUUUUUUUGGGUUAAAUUUUUUUUUGUGGGAACCAAGGGGAAUGUGAAGAUUUGAAAGAUAGGUAUAGGGAACAGAGCUGAUGUUUCCCAGAGUCAGAGAAGAUUCAAAAAAUGGUUGUAGGCUUGGAAUAAGUAGAAGUGUACAGUUUAUAGAAAAUGAUAUGUUUAUGGAAUUAUGAAUAUUUUUGUGGAUUAAAUUAAAAAAAAAAAAAAUGUUUUUACUGCA
Molecule: messenger RNA, 3230 nt
Organism: Cornus florida
Lineage: Eukaryota; Viridiplantae; Streptophyta; Magnoliopsida; Cornales; Cornaceae
Product: phosphatidylinositol 4-phosphate 5-kinase 2-like
Exons: 8
Coding region: 303-2672 (789 amino acids)
Biological process (GO): phosphatidylinositol metabolic process
Molecular function (GO): ATP binding; 1-phosphatidylinositol-4-phosphate 5-kinase activity
Source: RefSeq, a predicted model, not a curated record